AGUUUUUGAAACUUUGUUUUCUUGAAAAUAUUCGGCCUCAAAAAUACUGCAGCGAAAGUGAGAACAACGAUCAACCAAAAAACCCUCGCUUCUCAAUCGCCGCCGUAAGUGGUGUUAUUUUCCCGGUUCCAAUUGGAAAGAGUUUUCCAGCUUCGACAAUGGAAAAAGGCGCUUCUUUUUUGUUCGGCGGCACCAACUUCAAUAAAAAGAAGUUCGCCAGCGAUAUCGCUCGGUUUAAGGAGAAAACGGAAACUGAAGAUAAGGUGGAUUAUUUGAGCUUGUUCGAGAGUGGAAAUCCCGAAAGGGAGGAAUUUACCGUUUCUACCAAGAAAAGAAAGCGUAAACAAGCAGUUUCAGAAGCGGUGGAGGGAUUUAAUGUCUUUAAGAGUUCGAAAAAAGCAUUGGUAGAGAGCGUAGAGAACCAAAAAGAUGAGGAAGAAGAUAAGCUUUCCAAAGAGAAGAAGAAAUUGAACCAGAAACUGGAGGCGGAUGCGAUUCUGCGGAAAAAGUUUAAUAUUCAUGUCUCUGGGAAUAAUGUUGCAUCUCCACUUAAGAGUUUCGCAGAGUUAAGCUCAGUAUAUGGAUGUGAGUCCUAUUUAUUACGCAAUUUUGCUGAACUUGGAUUUAAAGAGCCAACACCAAUUCAACGGCAGGCUAUUCCGGUUCUUCUAUCUGGUCGGGAGUGCUUUGCUUGUGCUCCAACUGGAUCCGGAAAAACCUUGGCUUUUGUAUCACCAAUGCUUAUGAAACUCAAGCAUGCAUCAUCUGAAGGUGUUAGAGCUGUUAUAUUGUGUCCUACACGUGAAUUAGCUGCUCAGACAACCAGAGAGUGCAAAAAACUAGCAAAAGGAAAUAAAUUUUAUAUCAAGUUGUUGACUAAAAAGCUCAUAAGAAGUGCUGAUUUAUCAAAGCUGCCUUGUGAUAUACUUAUAUCAACACCACUUCGCUUGAGUUCAGCUAUCAAGAAAAGAAAACUUAAUUUGAGCAGGGUUGAAUAUCUUGUCCUGGACGAGUCUGACAAACUGUUUGAACUGGGCUUGUUAAAGCAGAUCGAUUCUGUGGUCAAAGCAUGUUCUAAUCCUUCAAUUAUACGCUCAUUAUUUAGUGCUACUUUACCUGAUUCUGUUGAGGAGCUUGCACGCACCAUUAUGCCUGAUGCUGUUCGAGUUAUUAUUGGAAGAAAGAAUACUGCUUCCAAAUCUAUAAAUCAAAAGUUAGUUUUUGCUGGAAGUGAAGAAGGGAAACUCCUUGCACUUCGUCAAAGCUUUGCAGAGAAAUUGAAUCCGCCAGUUUUAAUAUUUGUACAAAGCAAAGAACGAGCAAAGGAACUGUAUGAGGAGCUGAAAUUUGAUAAUAUUAGAGCUAGUGUCAUCCAUUCUGAUUUAUCUGAAACACAGCGUGAAAAUAUUGUCAAUGACUUCCGAGCUGGCAAAACAUGGGUUUUGAUUGCUACUGAUGUCAUUGCCCGUGGUAUGGACUUCAAGGGUGUCAACUGUGUAAUUAAUUAUGAUUUUCCAGAUUCUGCUGCUGCAUACAUUCACCGAAUUGGCCGGUCCGGCAGAGCAGGGAGGAGUGGAGAAGCUAUUACUUUCUACACAGAAGAUGAUGUUCCAUUUUUGCGUAACAUAGCUAAUGUAAUGGCAGGAUCAGGCUGUGAGGUUCCGUCUUGGAUCAUGGCUUUGCGUAAGCUGAGAUGGAAGAAGCAUAGACCAAAAAGGGAGUCUAUUUCAACCAAACCAAAUGAAGCAGAAGACUAAAAAACUUGCAUGUGACGAAAUAUUGGCUCCUCUAAUUGGAUAUUUAUCCUUAAACUCUUCAAAUUUUGAUGAAAUGGGUUAUUGAUUAUUGUAGUUCUUGUUAAUUGAGAUCUAGGGACAAUACGUGGUUCCUUGAAAUAGCUGUUCCUGUUUAAAGAUUGGUCUGUUUAGAUUAUGUAUUAUCCAGUUCCGUGCCCAAAUAAAACUAUCUUUGAGAUUCCAGGCGA
Molecule: messenger RNA, 1984 nt
Organism: Theobroma cacao (cacao)
Lineage: Eukaryota; Viridiplantae; Streptophyta; Magnoliopsida; Malvales; Malvaceae
Product: P-loop containing nucleoside triphosphate hydrolases superfamily protein
Biological process (GO): maturation of SSU-rRNA
Cellular component (GO): cytosol
Molecular function (GO): nucleic acid binding; ATP binding; RNA helicase activity
Source: RefSeq, a predicted model, not a curated record